Nanorana parkeri is the source of this 324-nucleotide messenger RNA. RefSeq names its product C-X-C motif chemokine 10-like. Gene Ontology annotation, molecular function: chemokine activity. Gene Ontology annotation, cellular component: extracellular region. The record is from RefSeq and is a predicted model, not a curated record. The transcript is spliced from 4 exons. The coding region runs from base 1 to 324 and encodes 107 amino acids. Gene Ontology annotation, biological process: immune response. Lineage: Eukaryota; Metazoa; Chordata; Amphibia; Anura; Dicroglossidae.
AUGGACAACAAGUGUACUAUCCUCAUCAGUCUUAUCCUGUUAUCUGCUGCUCUUACUCAAGGAUUUUCAAUAUCUCGAGGGGAUCGCUGCUUGUGCACCAAGCUAGCCAAGAGGCUCAAUGUACUAGCGCUGGCAAAACUAGAGAUCUUCCCAAGCAGCCCUGGCUGUGAAAAGUUUGAAUACAUUGCUACUUUGAAAAACUCACCUACUCCAAAAUGUGUGAGCCCCCACUUAUUUGAAGUAAGGGUACUGCUGAGUGGAAAAAAUCGGCAACUGAAGCAUAUUCCAGUGAUAACACACCCAGGAAUGAAAACAACAAACUAG